ACAUAACAUUACGAAUAAAGCUCGAUACAACCUAUCGAUUAAUCGUUUCGAGAAAACUGUUGCAAUAUCGAUUAUCAAAUCGUAGAAUAUCGAAUAUAAUUAGUAUUAACUGGAAAAUCGAAAUAUUGCUGAAUAAAAAGCAGCUAAGAACGAACGAAUUUUAUUUUUUACUAUGUUAUUUCUAAAGACUUUAAUAUUAAGUCAGUCCUGACAUCAAUUUCUUCUUAUAUAUUUAUAUAGUUAUUAAUUUGUAUAAUUUAUGUAUUUAUAAAUUCUAUCUGAUUGUUAUUUUAUUAUGUAAAAACGUAUAGAACACGAACAAGAAUAAUAAGUUCUUUAUUGUUAAUAUAAAACAAUUAUAUGAAGUAAAUAAAAUUUAUAGAUAUCACUUUAUUUAAUAAUUAUGGAACGACAUGCAGUUCAAAAAGGUUUUAUAACGCUCAAACCUCUUUGUGAUUCAUUAAUCAAAGAUCCGAGUGUAAAAUGUGCGUCGCAAGUUAUAGAUUGUAUAAAAACAAUCUCAGAUGGUAUUAUUCAAGAUUUACUAGAUUAUAUUUUGUUCCCUGUAAUUGUUCAUUUACAAAAUGAGGAUGUCAGUAAACAUUCAAAGGAAUAUUUAGUGAAGAUCAUAAGAACUGUUUUAUUGAAAGCUAGGAUUACAAAUUUUAAGUCUUUUAAUAAACUGUACACUGUCAUUUUAUCUCAAAUUUAUGAUAAAAAUCAAUCACAAAGGAUUAUUUCUUCGUACGAAGAAUUGAAAGAAACAGUACUUCUCUGUCUUCAGGAUUUAUUAAAUCGUUGUUUUACAAAUGUUAUUGAAGAAUUAUAUACAAGACAAUAUGCACCUACACUUGCUCAUGGCAUAUAUUUAUGCGUAUUAAUUGCUAAAUGUGAAAAGUCACGUUCUUUAAGGUUGAUAGCUAUCGAAACAAUAAUGACCUUAUGUUAUGUAGAUGAUUCAUCGGAUAAGUCUGAUAUUGUUUUGGCAAACCAAAUAGCAGACACAAUCAUGUUAUUUUUACCAGGUAUUGCUAGUGGAUUACAAGAAGUUGCUAUGGGAAGUGAUAUUCAGGGACAUAAGAUUACAAUGAUGGCUAUCAGAGCAUGGGCUAGAAUAAUAUGUAUUGUAAUGCAAGAUACAGAUAAUGAAGAAAAUAUACCUUCAGUUAUUAACAUUAAUAAGCAACAAACAAAUUCAAUUGAUCCAUUAGGAAGUAGAUUACGUCUUGAAGGAGCUGCUGGAAUUGAAAAGCUUCUAAAUUCUACUACAAGGAAUCAAGAAUGGCUAAAUGCUGCAGCUAUUAAAUUAAGUGUACUUAUACAAGCAAUGAGUUCUUUAAGAAAACAUUCACAUUAUAAAGUCAGGAAAGAAUUAGCUACGAGUAUUAGUUUAUUAAUUACAAUGUGUGCCAGAAAUAUGAAACCAAGCAUUAUGGAGUUAAUAGAAUAUUUGAUUUCUUUAUCUGAAGAUGACAAUAAAGAAGUCAAAGAAGAAGCUAAAAAAGCACUAGAUAAAAUUAAUGAAUCAUAUAUGCAGAAUAUAAAUAUGAGACCAUUGAUUGAAUUAUUAGAAGAAAGUUUUUACAAGUUACUUACACGAUUGCCGCGUAUCGUAAGAAGUUCUGAUGAUAGUGAACAACUAGUAGGUUUAAAUCACCUUUGUGGAUAUUUACGAUUAUUAGGAAAAGAAAGAUUGCCCGCUAUUAUACAAUCUGCGGCACACGUACAGAGAUUAUUACAAGCUCUUUUAUACAUGAUUGAAAUAGAUUGCAGUGAUAUUACUCUUUUAGAAGAUAUUGGUAUAAAAGAUCUUGAUAAUUUGACUCAUCACAGCCAAAUACGUUCGUGGAGACAAUUUAAAUUCAUCCAGGAUAUUUGUUGUAAAGAAAAAAUUUUUACAAUAUGUGAGCUUCUGGGAACAUACAGUGAUUUAAGAAUUUUAGUUGAUAAUAUUCUUCAAGCUAUGCAUAAUGUACCUCAACAUAGAAAAGAAUUAAUAUUUUUACUUAAUUCAAUAGUAAAUGUUCCUAUUAAAAAUACAUCAACAUUGUCCUUAUAUAAGGAAAUAAUUGAAUUUUAUACAAUAGAAGAUUUUUGGUAUUUACCUCUUGAAGUCACAGAGGAUAUACCAUUAUGUGUUGCACAGAAUAAUAUAGUACAAUGUUGCCUUUUAACAGAAGGUUUAGGACAAAUUGCAAAGAAUUUAGAAGACGAUUAUGAAAAAUUUCUUCUUAAGACUUUAUAUUUAAUUAUUGAAAGAGCAGGAAGUCCAAAUAGCCUUUUAAGUUAUGUAGGAAUUCAAACUCUACAAAAUAUUGCAGAAUCACAAAAACAUAAAACUAUAGGAGAUCUUUUACGUGUUAAUGUAGAUUAUUUCUCUUAUCAUGUCACUGUUAAACUACGUAGAAUAGAAAGAAAUCCAGGAGUCCUUGAUGUUGUUGGAGUUGUGAUGAAAUAUAGUUCUAUGGAUGUAUUACCAUGUUUGAAAGAAAUUGUACAAGAUGUUCUUCUGCAGUUAAAUACUGUUUUUCAAAAACGAAACACGUAUUCUUUUUUAAAAGUUUUUUAUAUAUUUAUAAUGUAUAUAAAGAGAUUAGUAUCAGAUUCAAACAUAGAUGUAACAGUAGCAUCACCUUCAUUAAUACAAAAAGAUUCUGCAGAGAUUAUUAUCCAAAAUUUAUUAGAGUAUUAUGAAGCAAAAAAAGCAAAUGAAAAAAUUGAUCAAGAUUUUAAUGAUGCAGUUACGGAUGUACAAAAUACAGAAAUACACGACGUAGAAUCUGAAGAUAAUGAAAUGACUCUGGAAGAAGAAGAGGAUAAACAAACCUUACCAAUACAUAUACAAAUGAUUGAAGAUGUUUUAAAAAGAUGUUUACAUUUUUUACCUUCAAAAGAUAUAAAACAAUCACUCAUUGCUAUGUUAACUUUAGAAGAAGGUUUACCAAUUUUAAUCAAAUGGGAAAAUCAAUUAUUACCGAUUGUACAUCAACUUUGGCAUCCAUUAGUAGACAGAUUUCAAGAUCAAAAUAUACUUGUUAUUAAUCGUGCGUGGCGAUUAUUUUGUGUACUUGCACAUAUCUCUAAAGAUUUCAUUAGGUGCAGAACAUUAAAGCAAAUACUACCAGCACUAUCGAAAUUUUUGAAUAAAUCUGCUAAAGAAAGUUAUAAUAAACCCAUUGAUGCAGUUUAUAAGUUUACACAAAUGUACAAACUUCAAAGAGAAUUGAUAACUACAUUGAGUCAAAUAGUAAAAGAUCUUAAACUUCGUGAAAAGGAUCUAUGGAAUGUAUUAAGUAUUACAGAACCAUAUCUUGCUUCACAUCAACAUCCAAUAUUACAAAAUUGUUGUGUAAAUAUGUAUAAAAACCUUGCUGAUUAUAAUAGUGAUAUUGUUUGGGUGAAAUGUCUUAGUAUUUGGCAUUCUAAAAUAGCAAAAAUUCCAACCAAUAAAACGUUCAAUUUGGAAUGUUUGAAGAUUACAGAAAAUGCUAUACCAAAUGAAUAUCUCAAAAAUGUGAGAAUAAUAAUUACAUAUAUUCAAGAAAAAAUCUAGUCAAUGAAGAUAAUAAAAAGUUAUUUCUAAGAGUAUAAUUCAUAAAAUAAAUAUGUAUAUACUCGCAAACUUACACGGGAAACUACUAUGAAGAAUAUUAUUUUUCUAUGUGACUAAAAGUGUCCUAGAAACAUGUAGGUGAUUUACAUUCAAUAAUCAUAAAUAACUAUAUAAUGUACAUAUAUAUAUAUAUAUAUAUAUAUAUAUAUAUAUAUAUAUAUAUAUA
Vespula vulgaris is the source of this 3779-nucleotide messenger RNA. It is a transcript of the gene Tti1, whose product is annotated as TELO2-interacting protein 1 homolog. Gene Ontology annotation, cellular component: cytoplasm. Lineage: Eukaryota; Metazoa; Arthropoda; Insecta; Hymenoptera; Vespidae. The record is from RefSeq and is a predicted model, not a curated record. The transcript has 13 exons. Gene Ontology annotation, biological process: chromatin remodeling. The coding region runs from base 404 to 3553 and encodes 1049 amino acids.